Molecule: messenger RNA, 510 nt
Organism: Ornithodoros turicata
Lineage: Eukaryota; Metazoa; Arthropoda; Arachnida; Ixodida; Argasidae
Exons: 4
Coding region: 64-441 (125 amino acids)
Source: RefSeq, a predicted model, not a curated record
AGAGGCUUUCCGAGGCAGAUCAUCCUUCCGCUCCACCCGACAGUAUACAGUCUCCGAGGCACCAUGAAAGUCCUUUUUGUCGCCUUCGCUCUGUCUGCCUUCCUCGCGACAAGUGUCGUCGCGCGGGAAGACUUGGAAAUUGUUUGCCGCAAGGAUCGACCUGCUGAUGAAAGGGGCUGUGCUUACUGGUGCAGCGAAGACGGGGAUUGGAAAUUAGGUUCCUAUCCAGAUGGAUUGCGAUGUGACUAUGCUGGAUAUCUGGAUGGCAUCUGCAAGAAUGCUCUGUGCCACUACAAUGAAGCAACAGCAACCGGAGGAUAUCGCCGCAACAUAGGGCACGCCACGUCCAGCGAUGAGAAGGGUCUUGGAGGAUACCGUACUACCGAAGCCUACACUACUUCCAGUGAUGAAAAUGAGGAGGACGAGUAUGAACUCAAGUAGAUUGAUUGGUCGAUUCGGCGCACACGCACCGUGUGUCUGUCUUCUAAUAAAUCUUCGUCGAUUCUGACA